GGAGAUUCAUCUCAAAGAGCAACCAGAAAUUGCUUUGAAUAUUUCAUAAGAAAAAUGAACGAUAGAAUGGCGAAAAAAACAAGUCCAAUGAAUUUAGCAUUGAUUGUAAUGUUCAUGAUUGCGUUGUUUGCCUCAAACAUGCUUGUUUGUAGGGGAGAAUGGGAGGGAAGUUGGAGCAGCAAAGCUGCAGAAGAAGCUGAGGCUGUUGCAGCAAUACCAUGCUCAGGACAUGGAAGAGCCUACUUAGAUGGUUUAAUUCUUAAAGGACAUCAUCAACCUGUUUGUGAGUGCAAUCCAUGCUAUUCUGGAUCUGAUUGCUCCAACUUUUCAUCUGAUUGUUCUGCCGACGCUGGAAGUGGGGAUCCAUAUUUUUUGGAGCCAUUUUGGAUGAGACAUGCAGCAAGUAGUGCGAUUUUAGUAUCAGGGUGGCACAGAAUGGGUUAUUCUUACAGCGAUGGAUCAUACAUCUCAGAACUACUUGUUGAGUACCUCAAAAAAGUUCAUUCCAUCGUUGGUAAUGCAAUAACUGAUGGAAAGUACUUCAUAUUUGGAAGUGGCUCAACACAACUCCUUAAUGCUGCUGUUUAUGCAUUGUCCCCCAACUCUUCAGAUUCUCCAGCAAAAGUGGUAGCCACAGCCCCAUAUUACCCGGUCUAUAGAACACAAACAGAAUUUUUUAAUUCUAGGGAUUAUAUCUAUGAAGGAGACACAUCUUCGUGGAAAAACAAGACAGAUAGCGACUCAAUAUUUAUUGAGUUUGUGACUUCACCAAACAAUCCAGAUGGAAAGUUGACUGAGGGAGUUCUUGAAGGUUCAAAUGUAAAAUCGAUAUAUGAUCGUGCCUAUUAUUGGCCACAUUUCACUGCUAUUCCUUCACCAGCUGAUGAUGAUCUUAUGAUCUUUACAAUUUCCAAACUCACUGGCCAUGCUGGGAGCAGAUUUGGAUGGGCAAUAAUAAAGGAUGAGACAGUAUAUGAAAAGAUGUUGACAUAUUUGAGCAUGAACACGAUGGGGGUUUCCCGUGAGGCUCAGUUGAGAGCCUUAAAGCUUUUGGAUGUGGUUGUUGAAGGAGAUGGAAAACAAAUAUUUCAAUUUGCAUAUUCAACUAUGAGAGAUCGUUGGACAAGGUUGAAACAAAUCAUAUCAAAAUCAAAACGGUUUUCUCUACAGAAACUGUCUUCUGAAUACUGUACCUUUUUCAAGAGGCAAAGAGAUGCUUCACCAGCGUAUGCUUGGGUAAAGUGUGAGAGAGAAGAAGACAAGAAUUGCUAUGAAAUUCUUGAAGCUGCUGGUAUCAAUGGCCGUGAAGGACGUGUCUAUAGCGCAGAUAAUCGUUACGUGCGUCUCAGUCUCAUUAGAAGUCAAGAUGAUUUUGAGAUACUAAUAAACAAGCUCACAAAUCUUGUUGCUAAGGGAUAGGGAUCCAAAUAAAGUUUACAAUUAGUGUCAUAAUAUCAAAAUAAUUACGUACCAAUAAAACCUUCUGAAUUCGGUGGUAUAUAUGGUUGUUUGUUGAGUAAAAAAGUAUUGUUUCUUGUACUCUUAGUGUAAAACCGUGAUAUCGAAUUAAUAAAGCAUUGCUCUUGCUCAUUU
Messenger RNA from Cajanus cajan (pigeon pea), 1593 nucleotides. RefSeq names its product tryptophan aminotransferase-related protein 4. Gene Ontology annotation, biological process: amino acid metabolic process. The record is from RefSeq and is a predicted model, not a curated record. Lineage: Eukaryota; Viridiplantae; Streptophyta; Magnoliopsida; Fabales; Fabaceae. Gene Ontology annotation, molecular function: transaminase activity; carbon-sulfur lyase activity.